This is a messenger RNA of Lachancea fermentati, 2067 nucleotides long. NCBI's taxonomy places the organism in Eukaryota, Fungi, Ascomycota, Saccharomycetes, Saccharomycetales, Saccharomycetaceae. The record is from the annotation of a GenBank genome assembly.
AUGUCAAGCCACUUUGAUGGCUUCAUUCCAAUUCACUGUGUUUUCUACUCUAUAUUUCACCCUACUGAAGGGACAAAAGUACGACACCAGUUUCCUCCAGGUUGUUUGGAAAACAGUGGAAUCAAUUUUGACACUAUCAAGAAUUACGUUAUACCAAAACCACAACUUUGCAAUAAACUAUUGACGUUCAAAUAUGGUCCUUACAGAUUAGUAUGCUAUCCAGUUAAUGUGAAUGCUUCUUUUUAUGCGAGAAACUCAUUCAAUUUUAACUUCGUAUUUGUUUUCCCUUACGAUUGUGCUACCUCCCCUUAUGAGCCAGCCAUUGCAAGAUUAGGGAAAAUGUUUAGGGUUUUGGAGGAACAAUCACAAGUUCUAUCCAAGGCAGAGGAGAAUCCAGUAUACUUUCAUCUUAAAUCCAUGGAACCAUCUCAAAAAUCUGAUCAUGACAGCUUAGGCGACGGAGAGUCGUCAACUGCUAAUAUGGAUGAUCAAGACCAUAAUCAACCAAAAAAUGAGACGCAUGCAUUUGAAAAAUUUCAUGAGAUUAUGAGAGAUUUGAAAAAUAGCAAUAGGCGGCUUUGUAUUGAAGAUCUGAUCACUAAAAUAUAUCAGGAUCUGAACAAUUAUUCUGAAUGUCUUAUACCAAUAGAUUCUGGAAACUCAGUUGAUAUUAAACUAUUUCCUCUUCUUUCACCUCCAAAUUCAUGUCUUUCAUUUGAAGAUGUACCUAUUGCGACAGUGAAUUUGGCUAAACUCAUUGAUGUUAAUUGGGAUCCAACGAUGCUAAAGAUCGUGCCAUUUAUCAAUGGUAUCAACAGUAUCUCUAAAAUAGCGACUUUCAGUGACAGCGAUGUUAACUUGGUAAUAGAGUGCGUGAAACAUUUAAUUUACUAUAAUUGCGUUGUUCUUGCUGAUAUCUUUCAGUUCAGCAACAUUUAUGCCCCAACCAGUCUACUCGGGAGGUUUUUGACAGAUCCCUCUCUUGCAACUGCAUGCCAGCUAUACGUAACAUUCGAAGAGUUUUCUGAUUUCCUUAAUUUACCACUAGACAAGAAGAAAUCAUAUCAGUCACGUCCUAUAUCUCGUAAGCAGUUGUCCAAUAACACAAUUGAGACACUGCGGAGAAAAAUGUCUUUGUCAAGAGAUAAUUCAUUUGGUUCUGGAGUGGACUCCUCUGCUGCCAAGCAGCUUUCAUCAUCUUCUCAAUCUUCACUAACGCCGGGAAAAAACAUUUCCGAAACCAGCCUGACCACACAUAACUCGGAGCAGGGGAAACAAAUGCCCCUCACGACUAAGGCAAGCUUAUUCGAUUUGUAUCGAUCACUUUCUCAGGGUCAAAGUGUGAAGGAAUGGCUAAAGAUUAAUUUUGAUAAAAUCAGAGAAGCUCAUAUCGAUAUAAGGAGGUUUAUUACAUUUGGAGUAAUUCAUGGUUUAAUUUAUAGGUGUUAUUCAUAUCCGGUGAUGAAAAAUAUCGGGACUUUAGAUAUGGUGAGGAUGUUGAAUAAAGCAAAUGAUUCUGACUUAAAGAGAUGGAAACUUACAGACAAACAUAAGACGAAUAAUGUGCUAUCAACCGCCGAUAUAAGGGUGGGCCUCGAGCAUAAGUUGAAGGGAGAUUCGAAAUAUUUACAAACGUACUCAAAUAAUAUUGAUAUUGCAGAAGAGGUGCUAAAAGAUGUUUAUAAAAAGUUGGCCAUCAGUGAUAGCACUGAUGAGGUAGGUGUACAGAGUUCGAAUCCAAUUUCCAAAAUCUAUGGCAACAGUAAUGAGACAGAACAAUCCUCGAUUAGCAUUCCAAGGAAAGGAAGUUCCAGUUCGAUGGGAUCAGAUGGUCGCAAUAGAGUUUCGUUUGAGCUCAAGAAAAGUCAAAGACCUUUGAAUGAUGAUAAGGUCAAAUCUGAUACGAUAGAUGCAAUGAAAGAGAAAAGAAGAGAAGAGUUCUUAGUUCUCCAAUCUCUAAAAAGUGUUGAAACGUUGGAUAAGCUGUGCAUGCGGCUGGAAAAAGAUCGAGGUGAUAUUGAAGUACUUCUGAAAGAUAUGGGCCAUUACUCAAUUAUUAACAGUUAA